Molecule: messenger RNA, 2175 nt
Organism: Herpailurus yagouaroundi (jaguarundi)
Lineage: Eukaryota; Metazoa; Chordata; Mammalia; Carnivora; Felidae
Gene: TMEM204
Product: transmembrane protein 204
Exons: 3
Coding region: 992-1672 (226 amino acids)
Biological process (GO): smooth muscle cell differentiation; regulation of vascular endothelial growth factor receptor signaling pathway; lymph vessel development
Cellular component (GO): plasma membrane
Source: RefSeq, a predicted model, not a curated record
UCCUCCACCGUCUGUGAACUGCCACGACGAGGGCCGGGGCACUGUGGGUUGCCGGUACCUACGCGCUAGGGGAACGGCCGGCAAAUCCCUACAGCCGGUGACUGGCCACCAGAGCCCUGCCCGUCCUGAGCUGGGUGCAGAUGUCCCCAGGCCCAGCGCAGGGGCUCAUGCUCCGGGCGGUUAUCUGCCGCCGUGGUGCCCGAGUGCCAGGCUGGCGGGACCGUGGGCCUGCUCCGGGAGGGCAGGGGAGGAGGGCCCCGGAGCAGGGCUUCAGAAGCCCCCCGCUCUCCUCUCAGGAAAUGUGUCCUGUCGGCGUCUGGUUGCAGCAGCCUUGCCGCUCUUUGUUGCAGUUGGCUACGCCCUCCAUCCAGCUCACAAAAAACAGCCUCAAAAACAACCAUUUCCUCUCUGCCGAGGGGGGGACACACGCGCGCGCCGCACACACACAGACGCACAGGCACUUCCCCGCAGCAGGCCCUCUGCCUUCCAGGACCGGCUGUUCCGUGGAGGAGGCACAGGGCAGGGGCUCGGGCAGCCAGAGGCUGAAGCGCUCCGGCACAGCUGAACUGGCCCGACUCGGAGCCCGGCUGCUGGGUUUGCUCCGAGGAGCUGGUUCUAGGGAGCCAGGCGGGACAUACCCCCACGUCGCCGCCCGCCUCUCCGGUGGCUCACGGGGAGGAGAGGCCUAGCUUCUCAGGAAGACGGCGCACGCACCACUCUGGACUGUUGCUGGCGCCCCGGAUCCCUCCCCGGGAUGGGCGGAGAGGCUGGCUGCAGCUGGGGCCUGGCCCUGCUCCAGGUGCAGGAGGGAGGGUAAGGACGGGCCCAGGUGGGCUCACCGGCACCUGUCACAUGGGCCUUCCAGACGCCUCUGAGAAUGAGCGGUGAUGUCCUCUAGCAGCCCCUAGCUGGUCUCGGCUCUCCCUGGCCACAGCGACUGACCGGGGCUGGGACUUUCUCCAGGACAAGCGGACGGCACCGGCAGUCAGCGAUGACUGUUCAGAAACUGGUGGCCACAGCAGUGCUGGUGGCCCUGGUCUCUCUUGUCCUCAACAACGCGGCGGCCUUCACCCCCAACUGGGUGUACCAGACGCUGGAGGACGGGCGCAGGCGGAGCGUGGGGCUGUGGAAGUCCUGCUGGCUGGCAGAUGGGACCCGGGGAGGGCCGAGCCCCGGGGCCCGGCUGGGGCCGGCGGACGCCAGAGACUGUGAGGCCCUGGGCUGGGGCUCCGAGGCGGCAGGCUUCCAGGAGGCUCGAGGCACCGUCAAACUGCAGUUUGACAUGAUGCGCGCCUGCAACCUGGUGGCCACGGCGGCACUCGCUGCGGGCCAGCUCACCUUCGUCCUGGGUCUGACGGGCCUGCCCCUGAUGUCGCCCGAUUCACAGUGCUGGGAGGAGGCCAUGGCCGCCGCGUUCCAGCUGGCGAGUUUCGUCCUGGUCAUCGGGCUGGUGACGUUCUACAGAAUCGGCCCGUACACCAGCCUGUCCUGGUCUUGCUACCUGAACAUUGGUGCCUGCCUCCUGGCCACCCUGGCAGCCGCCAUGCUCAUCUGGAACAUCCUUCACAGGAGAGAGGACUGCAUCGCACCCCGGGUGAUUGUCAUCAGCCGCUCCCUGACCGCGCGGUUCCGCCGAGGGCUGGACAACGAGUACGUGGAGUCACCGUGCUGAGGGCCGCUGGGGGACACCUGCUCAGGACUUUCUCCACUAUAACCAAACAGCGUAGAAGCCGCAGGGCUGUCCGUGCGGGCCAUCCGUAGGGUUUCCCAUAUAUACAUGUACGACCCACAGCUACGUUUACUACGUUACACAUAAGCAUAUUACGUGGUUAUAUACCGCCUGCGCCACGCUCCUGAUGCGCCCACCACUGGGCUUCACUGUCCGCACGUUCCAGGAGGAGAGCAGCUCCUCAGGUGCAAGGAUGGCAGCCAGCUCACUCUGCGCCUCGGUCUAGGAUUAAUUUAUUCUCUAUCUGCUGAGGGGUGGGUCCUCGGUCACAUUUACUUUGGUAAAGCAGACUACCCGGGAAGAUUUUCCGGAACGGUCCGUGAUCUUCCUCGAGUGACUUAGAAUUUACAACCAGAUGGCUACGGUUUUAUGACAGGACUGUGUCAGUAAUGUCCGUUUUGCUCCUGAUUAUUUUUCUAAGUUAAAAUAAAAUGCAAACUUCCCAC